AUGUUUAAUUAUUUCAGAUUAAAUUUGUUGAUUGUGAAUACUGAAAUUUCAAUGACGAAUCGUUCGCAAACCUUAACUGAAGUUACAUUAAUGAAGUCGGAUAACUAUUGUAAUUUUACAAAUUUAACCAUUAAUUAUUUCUGCAUCAACCAAAGGCUUUUUAAUAAUUCAGGGUGUCUGAAUAUUUCUGAGUACAAUUUCUCCAUUCUUGGUGAUACGUCAAACAAAUCUGUUAAUCAAACUUGUGAAUACACCACUAUUUGUUUUCCAGAUCCAAUUGCUCUCAGUGGUCUAAUAUUAACAUUGAUCGGAUUAGUUCUUGGAUUAUUAAUAAUAUUCAAUAGACAACUAUUCACUGCACCCAGAAAGAACAAUACAUUCAUAGUGAUAACCUUGAUCAUUAUAAAUGUCGGCGCUGCAUUUCUAAUAUUUACCGCACAAUGCCAUUUUCUUAGGUGA
Schistosoma margrebowiei is the source of this 459-nucleotide messenger RNA. Lineage: Eukaryota; Metazoa; Platyhelminthes; Trematoda; Strigeidida; Schistosomatidae. The record is from the annotation of a GenBank genome assembly.